Messenger RNA from Salvelinus sp. IW2-2015, 1571 nucleotides. The record is from RefSeq and is a predicted model, not a curated record. Lineage: Eukaryota; Metazoa; Chordata; Actinopteri; Salmoniformes; Salmonidae.
GUAACUUUAAUAUCUCUCCAGGACUCAUGUCUGUCUGACACACAACACAACACUGGGAUUUAAUUUAGAUUGUUCUGAAGUAUCAGGGUGUUAAACCAACCAAUACAAGAACAGGGAGUGACACCGUGUGAGAAAAUGGCUUCUAGUUCGUCUCUCCCAGAGGAUUUCUCCUGUACCGUGUGCCUUGACAUCUUUAAGGAUCCUGUCAUCUUAUCAUGCAGCCACAGCUUCUGCCAAUCCUGUCUAAAGGAAUGCUGGAAAGACAAGGAAUCUCGGGAAUGUCCAGUUUGCAGGAGAAGAUCCUCUAAGGAUCAACCCCUUUCAAACCUGUCUCUAAAGAACCUGUGUGAGGCCUUACGGGAAUGGAGACCAACCACAGGGUCCAAGGUGCUCUGCAGUCUACACAGUGAGAAACUCUGUCUGUUCUGUCUGGAGGAUAAAGAGCCCAUCUGUUUGGUGUGUCAGGUCUCAAGGAAACAUAAAGAUCAUGACUGUAUCCCUGUAGACGAGGCUGUACAGGAUCACAAGGAGGAACUCCAGACUGACCUGAAGCCCUUACAGGAGAAGCUGAAGGUCUUUAAUAAAGUUAAACAAACCUGUGAUCAAACUGCAGUGCACAUUAAGAGCCAGACCCAACACACAGAGAAGCAGAUUAAGGAGGAGUUUGAGAAACUUCACCAGUUUCUACGAGAGGAAGAGGAGGCCAGGAUAGCUGCUCUGAAAGAGGAAGAGAAGCAGAAGAGRCAGAAGAUGAAGGAGAAGAUAGAGCAGAUGAACAGAGAGAUAUCAUCACUUUCAGACACAAUCAGAACCAUAGAGGGGGAGCUGAAAGAUGAAGACAUCUCAUUCCUGCAGAACUUCAGGACCAUGAAGGAAAGAGCCCAGUGCACAAUGCCAGAUCCACAGCUGGUGUCAGGGGGGCUGAUAGAUGUGGCCAAACACCUGGGCAACCUGAAGUUCAGAGUCUGGGAGAAGAUCCAGGGGAUCAUCAAACACACUCCUGUGAUUCUGGACCCCAACACGGCAUCCUCCUCUUUCUCUCUGUCUGAUGAUCUGACCAGUGUGAGUUGUACUGACUCAAUGCAGCAGCUCCCUGACAACCCAGAGAGAUUCAUGAAGUAUGGAAUUAUUCUGGGCUCUAAGGGGUUCAGCUCAGGUAAACACAGCUGGGAGGUGGAGGUGGGGGACCAUCCUACCUUGGUUAUGGGCGUGGCUAAAGAGUCAACUGACAGGAAGGGGGAGGUGAAUGCAUCACCAGAGUAUGGAUUCUGGGCUAUACAGCUGAUUAGUGGUAAGUAUACUAAUGGAAUGGGAGAGACCCUCCUCCUGAAGAAGUUACCCCAGAGGGUCAGAGUGCAGCUGGACUACGACCAGGGGGAGGUGUCCUUCUACGACUCCAAAGACAUGACACUCAUCUCCACUCUUAAAGACACAUUCACUGAGACUCUCUACCCAUUCCUCUCUAUUGGAUCAGCUGGUGAUGAGAAAAGCAAUGUUGUACAGAUCUGCCAAUCAGAGAUGUCUCUGACAGUGAUGUCAUCCCAAUGAGGUCCUGUGUGUGUUUGUGUCUG